Prunus armeniaca (apricot) is the source of this 609-nucleotide messenger RNA. The record is from the annotation of a GenBank genome assembly. NCBI's taxonomy places the organism in Eukaryota, Viridiplantae, Streptophyta, Magnoliopsida, Rosales, Rosaceae.
AUGGCAGCUUCAGUGGCCUCAUCCCAACAGAGCUUUCUUGCCAACGCUCUCACACCACCAACCCACAAACCCAAAACCAAGAUUCUCACUUCUGCUGCUAACACUACCCUCUCGUGCAAAAGAAGCUACUCAUCAACAGAUGACCACAAAGGCUGUUCCAGCGAUGAUGGAUUGCUUAGAAAGAAUGAGAACAAAUUGGCGAAGUUGGCAAUGGUGACACUGGCAGCUGGGGUGUUGACAUUGGGCCCAGUUCAUGAUGCAUCAGCUGCCAAGACUGGUGGUAGAAUCGGGGGCCAGGCCUUCCGGCCUUCGGCUCCUCCUCGGUCUUCAUCCCCUAGGAUCAACAAUAAUUCAAGGACCAAUAUUUAUAUCAAUCCUCCAGUAGCCCCGCCUUUAGUUGGUGGUUAUGGAUACGGUUAUGGAGUACCAUUCUUUGGAGGCUGGGGUUGGUCACCAUUUUCAUUUUUCGCCCCAGGUCCUAGUGUUGCUGUCAGCAUUGGUGGUGGUUUCCAACUCUUAUUUUUCUUUGCGUUUCUUGGUGCUGUUGCUGCUGUUGCAAGGAGAUUCACUGGAUCAAGAGACGAAGAAGAAGAUGAUGAUUACUAUUAA